Molecule: messenger RNA, 2640 nt
Organism: Paramacrobiotus metropolitanus
Lineage: Eukaryota; Metazoa; Tardigrada; Eutardigrada; Parachela; Macrobiotidae
Product: phosphatase and actin regulator 1-like
Exons: 13
Coding region: 448-2121 (557 amino acids)
Biological process (GO): actin cytoskeleton organization
Molecular function (GO): actin binding
Source: RefSeq, a predicted model, not a curated record
ACUUUUUUCUUCCCAGCCUGCAGUGUGUUUCCGUUGUGAGUGUGUACAGCCGAGCAACAGCUCAAUUGCCGAUCAAGAGAAGAAGGCCUGUGUGUUUUUUUAUACUUCCCUUUAACUUAUGCGGUGCGGUUGGAUUGAGCGCCACAGUUGAUUUGCCAGUUUUCCAGCCACUGCCGAAAAAAAACCGCCACGCCACGACAUAAUUGCGUUGCUUUUUUAAUUUUUGCCCACUGCAGACCGCCCCGAUCUUGGGCUGCACAAGCGUCGGUAUAAUGCUGCUAAUCAUGUUUCAGCGCCGUGUCUUUCCAUCCCAGUUAUUUUUUGCCUCAUACUGUGCUGGCAUAUGACACACACCAGCAGCAACAUUCGGUUGGCUUUCUGGGCUGAAUUAUACGACGAGAACGCUGCUGGCGGACCUAUUGCUAACUCUCUCCCCCGCGUGUAUGCAUGUUGAUGUGGAUCGACGACAUGACCAAACGGCUUAAGCUCUCCGUCAAUGGAGCACCCACUUCCAAAGGCUCGCGUACGCUGCCGAUAAGUUUCGGUCGCAAACUGGAACCCCUGGAGACGGGCAGCGGCACGACCAGUGUGCAGAUCCGCUCGGCGGAGGUGGUGGUGGUCAGUAACAGUGCCGCCUCCCCCUCGGACCCGCAGUCGCCCCCGGCCGUCUCCUCCCCCCAGUCGGACAGUGCGGUGCCCACGGCCAAGACCUCCUCGUCCCGCCUGACGGGCUUCCGUCGCUGGCUGCGCCCCUGGAAAUGGCUCAAGUCUAGACGGGAUGGCCAUCAGCGGAAGAGCGCCGAAAUGGAGGAUGUCGAUGUGGUGCACUCCCUGCAGAGUCCCCGCGAGAUGCCCAACCCGGGUGCUGCGGGCGAUGGCGUGAUAGAAGGUGUGCCUGAUAAUAGUCAUGCGCUUCCCAAUGCUCAAAAUUCCUCUUCAACGAGACUGACCUCCCCUGAUUCUCUCCUCCGCUCACAGCCCCUAUCGAUUCCCCGUUCCGGCCUGACUGGCACCGGCGCCAGCACGACCUCCUGUCCCUCUCCCUCCACAUCCGCUUCCGCCACGGCUUCCGGUCAUCUUGUACAGAUUCAUCCCGACGAGUCGCCCAAGGGCACGACGUUGAAGAGCAAGACGGUGACGCUGGUGCAGCAGAGUAUCACCAGCCAUAUCCCGGACCGCAACGGAUCGCCCAGUAUUGGAUCUCUUAAGCAGCCCGGCCAUGCCCUCUUCACCAAUACCACGCAUGUCGUUACGACAGUCGCCGCCAGUCCGCCUGUGAUCCAUGAGCAGCAACUUGUACAUGCACAACCAACUGCACAAGAGACGCACGGUGACAGCCCGGCCUCCAAGCCCACCGCCACGCGGCGCCGCGUAGGCGUCAGCGGUGAGGCGCCGGUGAACACAUCCCCGCUGACCUUCACUCCGCCACGCUCCCUUCCGCUGUCGACUGCCGGUGGGAGCGAGGGAACCGGCAGUGGCCGGAACAAUUCGUCCGAACACUUCCUCCAUCACACCACGGUCCCGCUGGUGGUGGAGACGCCGGCCGGCGAUGAGGAAAUGGAGAGUGAUGAGUCGCAUGACAGUUUUGAUGAAUCGGAUAGUGAGUCGGAGACCGGCAGCGGAUUAAGUCGGCGUGUGAUACGGAAGGAUUCCCUGGCCAUCCAUCUGGAAGCCAAACGCACCGGUCGCCGACUCAGCGAAGUCCGAGUGGGCCGGGAAGUGGUGCCGGAUGAGGAUCGCAAACACGAGAUUAGCGAAAUUGGCAAUCGAUUGCAACGCCGGCUGAGUCUCCGACCGACCCUGGAAGAGCUAACACAGCGCAACAUUAUCAAAGAUGAAGCCGAGCAGCCGAUAGAUAUGAAGGAGCGCCAGAACCAGUUGAUGCGUAAAUUGAGCUUCCGUCCGACGAUUGAGGAACUCAAGGAGCUCAAGAUCAUUCGUUUUAAUGACUACGUGGAAGUCAAUCAGGUCGAUGAGUGGGAUCGGCGCGCUGAUAAGCCCUGGACCCGAUUGACGCCCAAAGAUAAGGCUGCCAUUCGGAAAGAGCUAAACGAUUACAAGAAAGCCGAAAUGGAAGUCCACGAAUCAAGCCGGCAGUAUACGAGAUUUCAUCGUCCGUAAUAUUGUCGGCACUGAACGGACCGAUGUGUCCAUCCGUUCGGAGCAUCCAACGACCGACUGUGUGAAUCGAGCCGAACAGCGACACGUUUUUUCGCUGUAUUUUUUGUUUUUCUUCAGUUUUUUUGAAGAGUGUCAAUGCAGAGUUUUUUUUUUAUUAUUCCAGAGUUUUUAUCUUUCGGUCUCUGUGUCCUGUAGUUUCGACGAAUUAGACACUUGGCCUUCUUUUCAAAGACGCGCCAUUGCCCCGACAACGAUGCACUGUGAGGAACGUUGUGGUUUUUUUCUGAAGCUUGGCAAAUGCUGUUUUCGAUUCUUCGGAGUAUUUUUUGGCCAUACUGCGAUGGGGAAGGUAUAAUGUGUGUUGACAGUGGGACAGAGCGGUUUUUACGCUGUAUUUUUAGUGAGUUUUAAGUUAUUCUCUGUCUCAUGGCUUUGUGCUUGGGCUCGGCGCUUUAUAAGCGGCGCUGUGGUUAGUUUUCCGGGUUGGUGUGCAAACUGAAAUAAAAAGAUUAUACAGUU